GCGACCUGGGGAGGGGGAGACCGCUCCGUCUGGCAGGCGCCACCCGGGCUGGGGUCACCUUUUCAGGUGGCUUAACGGCUCUGGAGUGGACGUGUACCCCCGGCUCUUCGCCGUGUUCGGGACCCAGACCCUCCCCUCCCCAGAGAACCUGGACACAGCUUAUCUUCCUCAUCUAGAACGAGCGUGCGGCGAGGGGAUUGAGGGCAGGAUGGAGGGCGGGGAUGACUUCCUUUUUUAAAGAACGGAAACCUGGCACAGUUUCUAGGGAGGAGUGUGUGUCCCUCCUUGUCCCCUUUGCGCCCUGCGGCAGGCUAGAACCCCCUCAGGCCCCGGUCUGUGGACUCAGGCGUGAGGCCACUUCCAGGAGGGCCUUUUAGACUAGUGAGGGGCCUCUGGAGAACUGGCAGUCGCCUGGGUUCCCAAGACUGCUUUUGAGUGAAGAGCUACUUCCGGGUUCUGCGUUAGAUAAAGUACUUAGGGUCUUCUGCUGUCCAUCUGCUUUGCGGUGCAAGGUGAUCGUUCUUGCCAGGUUAUUAAAUUUAUGUCAUAAUCUUCCACUAAAAGUUAUGCAGAUUCUCCAGUCUUUGCAGCUUAGUUUUCUCCCCCGCCUUUUUAUUUUUUUUUUAAAGAAAUACUGAAAGGAGGUGGAAUGCUUUGGUGUGCUGACAGUGGGGUUUUUUAGUGCCGGGCAUAUGCAUUUCUUCUAAGGUAGGGUCUCACAUGUCGAUGUCGAGGGUAGAUUUUUGGAUUCACGUUUUCCUAAGUGAAUUGGGAUAGUUUGGGCCUUGGAAGAGAGAGAUACGGCAGCAUUUGAAAAUAAUUUGGAUGAGUGUUAUUUGUACUUAAUUUCUUUAUAUUAAAUCCAAAGCUUAGAUUUAUCCCUUGGAAAAAAAUUGAGUAACUGUCAAAAAUGCGUACCCUGUUUGAUCUUCGUGUAGUGAAGUCUGUACAAAGAAAUGAGCCCCCCUUUUUUUGUUGUUUUAUAACCAUAACCCAUAGGUGAACAAUUAAUAGAGUCCAGUUAAUGUAGAUACAAUGGCAAGAUUAUUUUAUUUGUAACGAGUAUGACAAAAUACAGAGUAAAGUAUGUUCAGGUUAUUUACACUGUAAUGUAAUUUCCUCGUAUUCUACCCUGUAGUAGUGGGAGACUUUUCUUCUAAAGACUGGAAAAGAACUAGAUUAAGAAAUGAACUGAAAGAUUUUUAACUUAAGUGGGUCAUUGCAAACCAAUGUUAUUACCAGUUAUUUAUAAUUUUUAGAUGUCAGUAUAUACUGAAAAUGCUGACUUUUCCCAUUUUAGCAGUUGCUUUGUACCAACAAGUAAAGUUAAAUAUAUGUGUUGACUUUAAGAACAGGAGAGGCCUCAGGCAGUGAUUCACACCUGUGGGGUUUUUUGUUCUUAGUUUAAGGCUUACUGUGAAUGUCUAAAGCAGAGCAAAAUGUUGAUCAUUUAAUUUGAAAACAGGUUUAAUUCUAUGCUUGAUUUUAUUUUUCCUGCAUCGAAAGGACAUUGGCCUAGGUUCUGUGGAUAUUGAUUAAUAUCCAUCAUUAAUGUCUGAAACGGAAGGUGUGUGGCACACAUCAGGAUUACAGUUAUUGGGUAUCAGAGUUUACAGUGUCUUCCUUCAUCAGUCAUGUGACCUGACCAGUGAUGUUCUGAUUAAUAAAACUGCAUUCUAAAUGCAAAGCUUGCAAGGCAGAUUUUCUGGAACUGGUACCUCAAAUCAUUUGAAGCAUGAUUUAUAAAGAAAGUCAGAUCUCAAGGGUGUCCUGCAAGAUGUCUUAAAAAGUCUUAACUCAGAGAUGGCAGUGAUUGAAACAUAGUGUGGGAAGGAAGAACAAUAUAUAAAGAAGAAGAAACAGGACUUGGCUCAGCAAGCAAAAGAAACACUGAACAAAGGAGAGGAAACCAACAAAGAUAAAUUUGGAAGCACUGAAUGCAGCAAAACAAGAACAAUGGAUCUCAAGUUCAACAGUUCCAGGAAAUAUAUUUCUAUAACUGUCCCUCCCAAAACACAGACAAUGUCACCACACAUCAAGUCAAUAGAUGACGUUGUAGUGCUUGGCAUAAAUCUCAGCAGAUUUAACAAACUUACUCAGUUUUUCAUAUGUGUUGCUGGAGUUUUUGUAUUUUACCUAAUUUAUGGAUAUUUACAGGAAUUAAUAUUUUCAGUGGAGGGUUUUAAGUCCUUUGGCUGGUACCUAACUUUAGUACAGUUUGCAUUUUACUCCAUAUUUGGCCUAAUAGAACUUCAGCUUAUUCAGGACAAAAGGAGAAGAAUACCAGGAAAAACCUACAUGAUAAUAGCUUUUCUAACUGUGGGUACUAUGGGGUUAUCAAAUACUUCCUUGGGCUACCUGAAUUAUCCCACCCAAGUCAUCUUCAAGUGCUGCAAAUUGAUUCCUGUUAUGCUAGGAGGAGUUUUUAUUCAAGGGAAGCGUUACAACAUUGCAGAUGUGUCUGCUGCCAUAUGUAUGAGCCUUGGCCUGAUAUGGUUCACCCUAGCUGACAGCACGGUUGCACCAAAUUUCAACCUGACUGGUGUGAUCCUUAUUUCCCUGGCACUGUGUGCGGAUGCCGUCAUUGGGAACGUUCAAGAGAAAGCCAUGAAAUUACACAAUGCUUCCAACUCAGAAAUGGUUUUGUAUUCGUAUUCCAUCGGUUUUGUGUACAUUUUACUGGGAUUGACAUGCACUAGCGGAUUAGGCCCUGCAGUAACAUUUUGUUCAAAGAAUCCAAUUCAGACCUACGGUUAUGCUUUCCUUUUUUCCCUCACUGGGUAUUUUGGAAUCUCCUUUGUUCUGGCUUUGAUUAAAAUUUUCGGUGCACUUCUUGCUGUAACAGUGACAACCGGAAGAAAAGCAAUGACUAUCGUACUUUCAUUUAUGUUCUUCUCCAAACCAUUCACAUUUCAGUAUGUCUGGUCUGGUUUGUUAGUUGUCCUUGGUAUAUUUCUCAAUGUUUACAGCAAAAAUAUGGAUAAACUAAGACUACCAGCACUAUAUGAUCUGAUAAACAAAAUAGUGGAAAUGAGAAAGUCAAGGACGUUGGCACAAACCGUAUAGUGAGUGAUUCAUCCUGUUUAAAACAGAACUCUAAGGGAGUAAUCAUCAAGUAAUUAACUUUCCAAAGGGAUUAUUAUAAAAACCAAAGGAUCUGAAGGCAUGCUACCCAUUUGUGAUGGGUCACCUACGAAGUCAGCCUUUUCUUCAGGAUACUUGUUUAACCGUUUGACUUCUGAAGCAAUCAAGAGAGCCACAUCUGGCAUGCCUUAGAAUCAAAUGUCAGUGUGAAGGACUGACAUUUCUUAACAACCUGUUGAGAAUUUCACUGGAAAUGGACCAUGUUGCAAAACUAAUUGGAUAUCAUUAUGACAUAUCAAAGAAAUUGAUAUAAUAAUAUCAAUUAAUAGAUUGUUUUGUUUUCAUUCCAUUUUGGUGGUGUUAUUUAAAUGAUUCUCUGUUAUAAGAGUGAACUGAUGAUUUAAAGUCUAGAAAGAAUAACUUCAUUAUAAAUAAAAAUUAUUCUGUGAUUUUUUUAAAUAAAUGUGUUAUUAGAAUUUUGUUAUGAAGAGGGAAGUGAAGGUUGGAGUAAGUCUUUACAGAAACUUUAAAACUUAGGCUUUUCUCCGAUAAUUUAGUAGGAGUAUUUGUUAGAGGAAACGUGCUUUAAGUUUUCUGUGAAAUAUAGACAGCAUAAUAAAAGGAGUCAUCCUGCAACCUGUAAGUAUGUGUCGCGGAAAAAAUUGCUGCUAUUCAUCAAAGAAGUGCUAAAAGAUUUAAUGAUUUGGAUUUUUUAAUUGAAGGGAAAAUAAUGCAUGCCUUAAGUUAUAAUAAAAUAAUAAAACCAUCAUAGUUUUUCUCAUAAAAGUGAAAUUUAAUUUGGCAGCUUAAAGAUUAAAUAGGGUAAACGUAAGAAACACAAGUAGAUUUUACCAAAUUUGUACAGUAUCUUGUUUGCACAGUUUUGAGUAUAAACUCGUAAAGAUUUUGGCUCUUAUUUUGUAGCAGUUCAGUUUUGGAAUUGCUUCCACUGUAUUAAAAAAAUCCAAUUAAUCUUCAUUUUCAGCAUAAGUAAUGCUAGUUAAAACAGCUUAGUUUCUGUGUUAUUGGUAAUAUCACUUAUAUUUUGUGAGUAUAAUAUACUUGGAAUAUUAAUCUUGUUCUGAAAAUUCCAUUGUAUUCUGAUGGUAAUUUUAACCUGUUAUGUGCAUAUGUGGGUGUAACAGAGCCCGUGAUAAUUUAAGGGUCUAGCCAUAAGGAAUUCUGACUGAAAAUCAGUUACAUGUUAAAAUACUGUGAGGGUAUUUUUCCCCAAAUGGUAAUCAUUUUUUAAGUUUUCGUAUUUUAAAAUGAAAGGAAUGUUAAUUUAUAUUUCAUUAUGCCUUCUUAAACUCUUAAGAUGGUAAGGAAAUUUGUGCCAUUAAAAAAAAUCAGUUUUCCCGAGUUCUUGAUAAAAGAUUAUAAUUUUAACUUUUCAAGGCAUCCUUUUAUGUACACGCUUUUCUAAUUUUUUUUUGUCUUUGCCUGUUAAGAAUUCCUCACCCCACCCCCCAAUUUUAAACAGUUGAGCACUGUUUAAAAAUUGGUUUGCCAGCCUAACCCUUUUACUCCCAUUUCCUUUUUUUACCUGCUAUCAGAUGGAAGCAAACUUCAUCUCACUUAUUUGUGUCCCUAGAGUACCCUUAGUGAAUAGUUUGAAAUACAGAAUACUUUUCUAUGGUGAAGGAAAUCAAUAUUUGAAUGUA
Messenger RNA from Neofelis nebulosa (Clouded leopard), 4748 nucleotides. RefSeq names its product solute carrier family 35 member B3 (gene SLC35B3). Gene Ontology annotation, cellular component: endoplasmic reticulum membrane; Golgi membrane. The transcript is spliced from 11 exons. The record is from RefSeq and is a predicted model, not a curated record. Bases 1957 to 3066 code for a protein of 369 amino acids. Gene Ontology annotation, molecular function: 3'-phosphoadenosine 5'-phosphosulfate transmembrane transporter activity. Lineage: Eukaryota; Metazoa; Chordata; Mammalia; Carnivora; Felidae. Gene Ontology annotation, biological process: transmembrane transport.